CAUAAACAAAAUCACUUUUGCAACUUACUGGGUAGUACUGAACUAUUGAGCCAUGCUGCUUUAUAAACAUUCCUAUGUGCAGUUACUAGGCCUAAACACUAACAUCACAAGGCUACUGUGCCAAUACUCUUUUGUUCCAGGUAUACUACUCUGGGACACUUCUAAGCACAAACACUCUUGUUGGGAUGUCCCGGGACACCUUUCCCUUCAGUUCUGCUUCUCUGCGCUCCUUAAGGCUGGAUCAGGAGCUUCAGGACUGGGAGGAUGCCAGGCGGGCACUGGCACACAGGAGGGCAAUGACGAGGCGUCCUCUGCCUGCCGCCCCCAGACUCCGACAUGGAAACGAGAGGAUCCAGACGGUCCGUGCUCCCCCACCCCAAAUACAGUGCCGAGACCCAGCCAUCCACAAUACCUUCAUGUGUGGAGAUAUGAAGAGAGUGUAUGCCGUCCUCAAAGAGCCAGGCAUGGUGAAUGCACUGAUGGAGACCGUACAUGAGGAGAUGGUGUGGGCCCCGGAGAUGGGAAUGUGGACUCUCAUCUCAAAAAUAAAGCAGACGUCUGCACUGCGUCUGGCUGCCAGCAGGGGCCACUCUGGCUGUGUCGAGGAGCUGCUGUUUAGGGGAGCAGAGGUGGAUGCAGACCCAGGCGGUCGCACAGCUUUACAUGAUGCCUGUUCAGGGGGCCAUCACAUCUGUGUGCGCCUGCUCUUAGACCACGGGGCUGACCCUGACCUGCUCGCUGUCGAUGGCAAUGCCCCACUGCAUCUCUGCAAUGCUGCGGAAACAUAUCAGUGUGCGGAGCACUUGGUGACCAGUGGUGCAUUGGUGAACGCGGCCCAGCGUGACUCAUGUCUCACCCCCCUUCACGUGGCCUGCAGGAGAGGUCUAGAGGACCACGUGGAGCUCUUCCUGUCCUCUGGAGGGGACGUGACGGCUCAGACCCAAGAGGGUGAGACACCCUUGAAUGCAGCCUGCGCUGGGGCGGAGAGGCCCGCAGAUGCAGGACGGUAUCUGCGUAUUGUCCAGAAGCUGCUAGCAGCCGGGGCCGACGCACAGACUGCUGGGAGGAAAAAGCACACGGCCCUGCAUAAUGCCUGUGGAAACUGUUGUCCCCGCAUUGUUAAACUGCUGCUGGAACAUGGGGCUCGCGCGGACAUAGCUAACUGUGCCGGAUACACACCCAUGGACUGCCUGCUGCAGGUAGUAGAGGAUUACCCAGACCAGCAGCCAGAGGUUGUGGUCCAAUCUCUUCUUAACUAUGGAGCACAGCCGUCCUCCCCUAGAAUGCUGAAACUCUGCCUCCUCUCUCCUGCCACUUUGGAGGUAAUGCUGAAUUGCUAUGCGGUCGUCCCAGCUUGUGAGGAGUGGUUAAAGGACACACCAGAGGAACGACUGAAGGAGCAUCAGUCUUUCUUCGAUGCGGUCAGACGGAUGAGUGGUCAGCCUCGCUCUCUUCAGCACCUCUGCCGCUGUGCGCUGCGUCUCCACCUGGGGCCACUGUGUCACUUCGCAAUAGUCCAGCUCAACAUCCCCAGCACUUUAAAAGAUUAUCUACUGCUGCAUAAUGACGGACAGCCCUGUUGAGCUCCACUCUUAGAAAAAAAAAAAAAAAGCUGACUGGAAACAGUGGGCUGAACUUUUCUUUCUUUCUUUUUUUUACAAACUAUAUUUAUCAUCUGUGAUAAAUACAUACAUUGUUAAAAAUGUAUGUCUGGCUGAUAGUUUUAGAUCCCUAGACACCUCUUGACAAAAGAAGCUAAGUCAAGGAUGGAUUAUGGACCAGUGGGGUCUCUGGCUGUCAGAGCAUGGCCUCAAACUGAGACGCCCUCUGUGACUUGAAAUACAGAAAUAAG
This is a messenger RNA of Rhinichthys klamathensis goyatoka, 1852 nucleotides long. RefSeq names its product ankyrin repeat and SOCS box containing 16 (gene asb16). Lineage: Eukaryota; Metazoa; Chordata; Actinopteri; Cypriniformes; Leuciscidae. Bases 186 to 1583 code for a protein of 465 amino acids. Gene Ontology annotation, cellular component: nucleus. Gene Ontology annotation, biological process: positive regulation of transcription by RNA polymerase II; intracellular signal transduction. Gene Ontology annotation, molecular function: protein binding; transcription cis-regulatory region binding. The transcript has 6 exons. The record is from RefSeq and is a predicted model, not a curated record.